AUGGCCACCUCUUUCUUGUUGCCUUUGGAACUCAUGCUUCUAAUUACAUUAAACAUCUUCUUCAUGCUCACCUCAUCUGCACCACUAACCGAUCUCACCACCGAUCGAGAUGCUCUUCUCACGUUCAAAAAAGCCAUAACUGUCGACACACGUGGCGCGUUGAGCAAGAAAUGGCUCACCAACACUUCCAUCUGUGACUGGGCCGGCGCCUCGUGUGGCAUCAAACACCAAAGAGUCACAGCCCUCGAUCUGUCCAACUUCGGCCUCCAUGGAAGCCUCUCUCCACAUCUCGGAAACCUAACCUUUCUCCAGUCCUUGGACGUCAGCUCCAACAAUUUCACAGGCGUCUUACCAGCUGAGCUAUCUAAACUACGCCAUUUGAAGAUAGUAAACGCGACAUGCAACAACUUCAGUGGAGAAAUACCGAGAGGUAUCCUUACAAACAUGUCGGUAUUGGAAUAUAUUGAUCUGAGGUUUAACAACCUAUCGGGCACUCUCCCAAGAGAUAUAUGCAAUAACACUCCGAAACUGAAGAGAUUAUCUCUCAUAACGAAUCAAAUAUCUGGAAAAAUUCCAAGGAGUAUACACAAGUGCAGCAAGAUGGAGGAGUUGAGCUUGUCGACAAAUAUGUUCAAUGGCAACAUACCAACCGAAGUUGGGAAUCUUACCAUGCUUACACUUCUAUCUAUAGAUGAUAAUGAUCUCCAAGGAAAUAUUCCAUCGUCUAACUUCAACGUUUCGCGUUUGAAAUUCAUAUACAUCGAUGGCAAUGACCUGUCUGGAAGCAUACCCAAAAAUUUGGAUAAUUUACUCAACCUCAAGUGUUGCGUCUUAGCAACAACAACUUAA
Salvia hispanica is the source of this 849-nucleotide messenger RNA. NCBI's taxonomy places the organism in Eukaryota, Viridiplantae, Streptophyta, Magnoliopsida, Lamiales, Lamiaceae. The record is from RefSeq and is a predicted model, not a curated record.